AUGAUAUCGCAUCAGCUUGGUAUCAAUACUGCCUACCUGAAGAAGUCUCAAGUAAGGAAAAUUCCAGGAAAGUAUACACCCUUUCGAGGAACUACAGACGAAGAGGCGAAGGAGCACCAUGCGAAACGUCCAAAAUCUCCAGAUCUCUUGCUAUGCCAGAAUUGCGGAUUCACCGCUGAUAAUGCGAGUCACGGCAGUUAUAUCUGCACUCUUAAAUUGAUUGCCCACAACCCCCUUAGCGGUAUAUGGGUAAUUGGCGACAAAUACAUUUUGAGAGAAAUAGCUAUCAAUAAUGCGGUAUGGGGUACAAGCUACCUAGCCCGUGAUUAUCCAAUGACUCGUUUCUUGGAAGAAAACUCGACGACUCCUGUGGCAACGAAUAUGAAGCAUUGGUCGGAUAGUACAAGCAAUAUCUUUCUUAUGGAUAGGGUUCCAGGUGAAUCGUUGCAGAAGAUUGGGGGAAAACUCGUAUGGGAAGACGUAGAAGUCCUUGCCGAAGAAGUCGCAGACUAUCUUGUACAAUUACGUAAAUUCACAUCAGAUAAACUACAGGCUCCGGAUGGUUCGCUAAUGAGAGACAAACAUUUCAGUCCUGAAUCUACCUUAAAUUUUUGGACGUCUGAUGUGGACGAAUGGUGGGCUCGAGUGGAAUCGAGCAUUCGGGAUAAAUCCCGUAAAAACCUUCUAAGAGAACAAUAUUCACUCUGUAUCAAGCCUGGAGGACCCUUUGUGCUCACCCACGGGGACUUAAACGCGCAGAAUAUUAUGGUGAAAGACAAGCAUGUGAGUGGGAUCAUCGACUGGGAACGUGGGGGUUAUCUUCCAGAAUGGUGGGAAUUGUAUCAGCUGGAAGAAUUCGAAAAUGGCGCAUGGGGGAGAGCGCUAAAACGGGCAUUAGCAAAGAGAAACGUAGUGCCCUCGGAAGCGGCGAAAACCUUUGGGGAUAAAUUUCUACAACUCUUUUGA
Botrytis porri is the source of this 966-nucleotide messenger RNA. RefSeq lists its product as uncharacterized. The record is from RefSeq and is a predicted model, not a curated record. Bases 1 to 966 code for a protein of 321 amino acids. The transcript is spliced from 2 exons. NCBI's taxonomy places the organism in Eukaryota, Fungi, Ascomycota, Leotiomycetes, Helotiales, Sclerotiniaceae.